AUGUCGAAUUCAUCAGAUCAAAUCAUUGAUGAUUUAUUAAUCGGAUCAGAUGAUCUUCAUGAUUUCUCACUUUCGGAUCCUUCGCAACUUAUGGAAGAUUUAGCUAUGAUGAUCAGCCCUUUUUUUGUUCUACCUGAUCUCAAUAUGGGAACUCCAUCACCUUCUUCAUCAGGAAUUGGUUCUGAUUCAAAUGAUCAAGAAUCAUUGAGUAACAUUGCUCCACCAACAAAUAUGCAAUCAAAUACAACACGUCUAAAAAUAAUAGCUCAACCAUAUUAUGGUGGAAAAUUACGUUAUCGUUCCGAAUUUGACAACAAUAUCAAUCGUUUAGGUGUUCUUAAAAAUCGAAAUAAAGAGUCGAAUUUCCAAGGUCCUGCAAUUCUGAUUCCUGAGGAGUAUCGAAAACCAAAUGAUGGAUAUUAUAUCCGUAUUUCUCUUGUAACAGUUACAUACAAUAAAACAAAUCUACACUAUUUUCAUCCCUAUGAACUUGAAAAUCCAACGAAUAAGCAUAGUAAUGAUGCAUAUAAUAAUGCUGUUUGGUUACCGAUUCAGCCAGAAGAUUGUCUUUCGGGUACUAAAAGUUUUCCAUCAUUACGUAUUGUAAAAAAACGAGCUUGUCAUUUACAAACUUGUUCAAAUUUACGUAUAUUUGAUUGUCAUAAUCAAACAUUACAAAAUAAUUCAUUUGCACAAUUUUCUCGUGCAAAAGACAUAAUUGAUGAAUAUAAUCUGGAUAAAAGUCAAUUAGCAUUUACUGUUGCAAAAAAAGUAUCUACUGAUGGUCAAGCUAUGUUUCAACUUUAUCCAGAUACAACCGUUUAUUCCGAGGAAAUGGUUGAAGGUGUUGAUAUAGAAUCAACUGUUGACAAUAAUAUACAAUCAACAACCGCAAAAACCAAUUCAUCAACUUCUAACUGUCGUGUCUAUAAAUAUGCGCCUAAAUGGGGUUACGAUACAAGUAAUGAAGACAUGCUUAUUUUUUUAACAAAUAAACUUGAACCAAAGAAAUAUGGAGAAUUAAAAAUCACAUUUGAAUGCGAUCUACCAAAUAAUCAUUGGUCACAAUCAAUUGAUAAUAUUGAUAUUAAAGAUCGAAUGAUAUCAUUUAAAACACCAGCAUUUCCAUAUCCGUUCGAGAUGGUACAACCAGUUAAUGUUAUAUUGAAACAAAGUAAUCGUACUUUAGGAACAUUAACAUAUUACUAUAUGUCAGCAUGUAAUAUCGUAGAUCAUUUUGAAAUUAUUGCUGAAAUCAAGUAUGUUUUUUUUAUGCUCUUUCUAGUGAAUCAAUGUUCAAGAUGUCAAUCAAAUGCUGUUGAUAAUCGAACUGAUCUAGUGCCAAAUGUACCAAACAAACGUUUAAAUUCUAUGAUCAUCAUGCAUGACAGUGAAAAUGAUAGUCUUGUACCGGAUUCGAAAAAUUCAGAUAAAUUUCAACAAUCAUUAUCAGAACCAGAAUCAUCCCUAUCAACAGUCACUACAUCGAAUUUUGCUUCUUUACCAUCGCUACAUAUUGAUCAAACAAGUAAAGAUAUCAAUGAAAAACUGAUAGAGAAACUCUAUGCUGCCACGGAAUUAUUAUUUCUAAACAAUGAUUAUACUCCACUUCUACGUAUAUGUCGUUCAUUCGUUAAGAAACGUCCACAAUUACUUCAUGAUGCUCUCAUUAAGAAUCAUUCUGAUCUUUUAUUAAAAUUUAUACCAAUUGCUUCUAUUGAUAUUCUUCAACAAAAAAAUGAACUUAAUGAAACUUUUCUCUUACAUGCUUUACGUCUAAAUCGUAUAGAAAUUAUUCAAGCUUUAUUGGAACGAAAAAAUUCGGAAGAACUUAUUGAAUAUAUUGAUGAAAAAAGAAAUAAUAUUUUUCAUUUAAUAACAUCAUAUUCGAUUUCAUCAGAAGCACUUGAUCUACUAAUUAAUUAUCUUCAUGAAAAAUCAAUUUCGAUUCAAGAAAAGUUUGACUAUGUUAAUCAAGAUUAUCAAACACCAUUACAAUUAGCAAUUUGUAAUAAUAAUCUAUUAGUUACAAAAUCUCUUUUGCAAUAUUUUAAUACUAAUAUACAUGAAAUAAAAAAUCGCACAGGUGAUAAUCUUAUUCAUCUUGCAGUUCGUCAUGGAGAUUUAGCAAUGGUUAAAUGUUUAAUUGAAGAAGGUAAAUUAAUUAAACAAGGAAAUCAAUCUAAUUUAACAAUGACACCAAGUGAAUUAGCUCGAUCACUUAAACAUCAUGAUAUAAUGAAAUAUUUAAAUGAAACAUAUCCUCAGGAAGAUAUUGAUGAUGAUGAUGAUACUAGUUCAGAUGAUAAUUAA
Molecule: messenger RNA, 2313 nt
Organism: Rotaria sp. Silwood1
Lineage: Eukaryota; Metazoa; Rotifera; Eurotatoria; Philodinida; Philodinidae
Source: the annotation of a GenBank genome assembly